Molecule: messenger RNA, 243 nt
Organism: Stylonychia lemnae
Lineage: Eukaryota; Ciliophora; Spirotrichea; Sporadotrichida; Oxytrichidae
Source: the annotation of a GenBank genome assembly
AUGAAAGCAAGAAAAGAUUUAGUAGACAAAGAGAGCAAAGAUGAUAGACUUAAGCUCUACUCUGCAGGAAGACAAGGAAAGUUUGGAGAUAACAAUGAUCCCAAGCCAGGCAUGUUCGAUAUUGUAGGCAAGCUUAAAUGGGAAGCCUGGAAUAAGAGAAAGGGUGAAGAUCAAGAGGCAUGCAAAUUAGAAUUCGUUACUCGUUCAAAGGCCAUCCUUGCCAAAGACACAAAAAAGCAAUGA